Periconia digitata is the source of this 2245-nucleotide messenger RNA. NCBI's taxonomy places the organism in Eukaryota, Fungi, Ascomycota, Dothideomycetes, Pleosporales, Periconiaceae. The record is from the annotation of a GenBank genome assembly.
GAUGUUCAAAAAAAAAGCCGGCCGGCCGGCGCCUUUUUCACUCACCUCCCUUUUAUCUUUUGUCCCUGCCUGCGAGGCAGGCAGCAGUUAGAAAGGCCUGUCGGCGAUAUGGUUAUCGAGAUGGUUUACCGUAGAUCGCAAAGGGCGCAAUUUCGAACUUUUUCUAGAUCCUCUUUUUUACGCUUUUUAAUCACUACGAUAAAACAAGACUCAACUAUGCACAAUGAACUUGCGCCAAAACGCGGAAUCACCCCGCAGCUAGCAAGUACAUACAUAUCCAAUUGAUUCCUAGAAUAAAAAGAGAGCAAGACUUCAAUGUUUUUUUUUUUUUUCAAUUCAUUAGGCAUCUUGUAUCAAUCAAGAAAUACCGUCACCCAGGAACGUUGCAAUAGGCAAGCCGGUCCAGCCCAAACCAAGCUCCGAAGUUGACCGUAGCAAAGUCGCACGAGCCCCAGAUUUCUGUAGUCCAUGUCGUUUGAAGCGCCCGUUUCAUCGAAACGAACCUUCUGCGCGUCGUUGCUCCGCGUUCUCGUUGUGAUUGUCAUCUGGUGCACGAACGGUCACCCCAGAUAUCCUCCACGAAGCUUCGUCUACUUCGAUAGCCGAAACAUUGUGCUAUCGAAGUAGACAAAGACCUCAAGGGUUGGAAUCUGCUUCUGGGUGAGUCGGGUGUUGAGGCACUCUUGCCUUUCUUUAUCGCUGUGAUGCUGGAGUCGUUGAAGAAAGCGUCGAACAUAUAACCGCAAUUGCAACAUGGAGCGCAUCCAAGGCUUUGUCCGAAACGCGAACCCGGCCAUCACGUCUGAUUUUGGGGGAUAAAACGGCCCGCAUGGUGGUGAUAGUGCUUUUGACAUGCGCGGCUUGUGGGAGAUCGUCCAGCCCGUUGAUCCUGCUCCUGUGUAGACGCCAGUGCAGGUCAACCUCAGCCAAUACCGACCGGUAGCACUGAUUUCGAAUCGUAACGAACAGGCAACAGCCCGUGACUUCGAAAUCGACUAUUUGAGAGAACUGUUGGUAAGUCUUUUGGACAGCUUGGAUCGCCACAUCUACUCAGGUCAGAAGCUGACACUCGCUCAAGUAUAUACCUUGCGACACGGUACGCUCGAACUGCCCGAGCUCACGGGCGAAGAAAUCUGAACUCGCUCGCUGCGCUCUCUUACUGGAUUCUUGGCUUUUUCCCUGAAGUAUUUGAUUUCACUUACAAGGACACACAGGGCGCUCUUACUCGCCACCUCGUAUAGAUGCAGCACCUGUAUCCAAUGCCAGAGUGACAUCCAUUCUAUCAUGUCCGACACGUCUACAGUUCCUGAGAGCCUGUCAAAUUGGGCAGCCGAUAAAGUCACGUUCCUACUGUUGCUCUGCUCUUCUAACCACUACCUCACUCUGGCGCCGCCAGAAUCUAGACGAGAAAAUGGCAUCUCUUAAGGCGAAGAAGACGAAUAAGAAGAAGAAGAAGACGGAGUGGGUUAUGCCGACGCUCUCAACUUGUCGCUCUCCUCCAGCCAAAGCUCCGAAUUCUUGCCACGACCUCCACGAUCUUGUCACCAUACGGGUUACACAAGGAUCCCAAAUCAGGGAGUUUCUCGUCAUUCGCCCGUUGCUUCGUUGGCACUCUUCAUACUUUCGUGUAGCGCUUGAUCCAAAUGGGCACUUUAAAGAGAGCGGAGCCAAAGUCGUCGAGGUUGAGGACGAUAUCAACGCUUUCGCGUCUAUGCUAUGCUGGAUCAAUACCGGAUCACUUGAUGAUAUUGCUGUCGAUGCAGCCGAUGUCACCGACGUUAACGAUGGUGGGGACGAAUACAGUGGAGACAACAACGACAACGAAAAUGAGGGUGGUAAUAGUGAGAAAGAUGAAGAAGGACUGAUGUCCUUGCUACUCUACAAGGUUUGGGUCUUGGCCGAUAAGAGAGGUCUGCCAGGUCUUGCAGACGCUACUAUUGACAAGCUCCAUGAAAGACUUGUGUCGAUAUGGUCGCUUGACACGCGCAGUAUUGUUCCUUACACCGUUCGGAACACAAACCCAGAGUCAUGUUUGUGGAAUUUCUUGCAUGACAUGCUUAUGCGUACCAAAAGUUCAGCCGGCAUUGCCUAUCAUGUGGAUGUUCAUCUACACGACUUCGAAUCUUCAUCUUUCCUGAUGAGUAUUCUGAAGCUCAAGCUUGACAGAGAUGGGAAUGAAGAAUGGCAGAAUCUUUCACGUCUUGAAUGGGCGCGUGAAGAUCGAUGCCAGUGGCAUCAACAUUAA